Messenger RNA from Engraulis encrasicolus (European anchovy), 969 nucleotides. RefSeq names its product transcription factor A, mitochondrial-like. The coding region runs from base 128 to 871 and encodes 247 amino acids. The transcript has 7 exons. Lineage: Eukaryota; Metazoa; Chordata; Actinopteri; Clupeiformes; Engraulidae. The record is from RefSeq and is a predicted model, not a curated record. Gene Ontology annotation, molecular function: DNA binding, bending.
AUGGUUACGCAUUGCUUAGAUUAAAAAGUAAACACAGCAGGGCAUACGAUCAGACGUUGAUUGAUCAGCAGCACAUCGUGAAAGAGACCGGCUUGAUAUUCAAGCCACUGUGCACGACUUCGAGAUAAUGCCUGCGAGACGGGUGGCCAGAAGAGCGGCACCAUCUGCGGCGAAAGCCCGCGGUGAACCCAAAAGACCACUGAAUGCCUACAUGCGGUUUGGGAAGCAAGAACGGCCAGAAAUUGUCAGACAGUAUCCAAACAUCGAAACCAAGGACAUUGUCAAAAAGGUUGCUUCAAAAUGGAGGGGGCUGACUCCUGCGCAGAAACAACCCUUCCAGGCGGCAGCUCUGGCGGAGAUGGCCAAGUACAAGUUGAGGAUGAAGCGCUACAAGGCCGGGCUGACGCCGUCACGCUCACGCGCCAUCGAGGAGCAGAAGCAGCUGAGGAGGGCCAAGAGGGGCGCCAUUAAGAUGAAGAGGGAGCUUCAAAGAAUGGGGAAACCGAAGCGUCCGAGACAGCCCUUCAACCUCUUCAUGGCCGAGAACUAUGGAACCCCAGUGGAUGUGAAGUCGCUGCACAAUAAAUGGAGAAGACUCCCUACCCUGAAGAAAAAGGCGUAUGUGCAGAGGGCUGAGGAUGACAAGGCACGCUACGCGAGGGAGAUGAGCGCCUGGGAGCGGAACAUGAUGGAUAUGGGCAGGCCAGAGCUGGUCAGGAAGAAGUCGGCACCCAAGACCGCCACCAAGCCCGCCGCCAAGGCAGCCCCAGCCCGCACAAGGGUGGCCAAGCCCAAAACCGUCAGGCGCAAGAGGGUCGUGGCCAAAAAGAGGAGGGUAGUCAAGAACGGAGCGAGAAAGACCAGAAGGUAGACAAGGAGGGCACAAUACCAGCCUGGGUGUAUUUUUAAAGAGAGACCAAAAAAUAGAAAUAAAAAUCAGACUGCUUUCUUCACAAGAAGAGAAGUAUA